CGCUCCUGCACCAUACGCGCGUUGUGGCCUUUGCUAUACGUCCGACCAAAAGAACCCACCACCAAGUCCUAACAAACAAACAAAAUUGAAAGAAACCAGUCACCAGCCUCACGCAUAGCCGGCGUAACCAACAACCACCGGCAUCUCAACGCUUCACCGGUCUCCUCCACCUGCUGCCGCAAUUCAUCCACAGCCAGUGCUCGCCGUCACAGCUUAUCCACAUUCCACAGCCAGGUAUCCCGCGUUUCACAGCGCCUCCACCACCGGCUUCCUCCACCUCCGGAGAUGACGGGUUUUCCCUCACCCAAAUCCAGGUAAACUUUGUUCUUAAUUAAUUAAUUUAGAAUGCUGCAAUUGUUCAAUCCUGAAUCUGGAAUCAGGUAAAGUCCUAAUCUCCCAAUUCUAUUUUAUUUUCUGGGUUAAUUUUUGAAAUAUUGUUUAGUUCAAUUCAAUUUUUCAGACUUGAUACGCGUGAAAUAGUGUACCGUUCAUCAGAUUGUUUAAUUAGUACUCUCUCAUAAUCCGUACUGACUAGAAUCCCAAAAUUAAACCACUCAAAAACGAACAUUAAAUGAGAAGUAGUCCAUUUCUCAUUACACUCGUAGUCACCUGAAAAACCAAGAAAAACACAUUGUAAUUUUAUUGCCUCAAGAGAAUCAGCACUAGGCACGCUGCUUUACCAAAUUUGUCUCCCUACUAAAAUAUUCAUCACUUCCCGUUAAUCUUAUCAUCAAUUUCCUAAAUCUCUCUGCUUAAUACAAAUUAAAGUACCAACUUGACAAUUUAAUCUCACUCUUAUUUACCUAACUACAUUUUCUUCCAGUACUUUACUGUUAAAAAAAUUCACUAAUUACACAAUUAGGUGUCUUCUUUUUACAUGUAAUAAAGUAGUUAAACCACCAAUAUUUAAAAGAGUUAACCUCAUAAGAAGUUAAACCAACGAUGGCAAACACAACAGAACCUCCUGAAAGAGUACCAGAGAAAUCUGCAUCCUCUGCCUUUCUCUAACCAAGAUUCAGUGCCCGUUAAUUACUUUUUUUUGAUUUUUUUAGUUUUAGAAUUAUCGUAAACUAUUCCGAUAAAACCACAAUCUGACGAUUUUUCUAGUAUCUUUAUACUAAACCAAAAUGUCUGAGCUUCAAUACUAUAUUCCACGGGGCCCCCAUUUAGAUUAUGUGUCUUUAUUUCUUUUUCCCGUUACCCGCUCCAAAUAUAAAUAUCCACCUCCCUCCCUCCCUCCACUUUCUCUCACUUCACACUGUUCCCACUCCACCCCAAAAAAGCAACCAGAACUUUCCACUUUUCAUUUGUCUCUCUCCUCAAAUUCUAACAACUUUCCACUAUUAGAAAGAAAAUUAAUAAAAAUGGCGGACGACUCCAACGGUCGGAAGCUGGUGGUGGAAAUGUGCAAUGCCAAGAACUUGAUGCCCAAAGACGGCCAAGGGACUGCUAGUGCAUUUGUAAUGGUGGAUUUUGAUGGCCAGCGCCGUCGAACGAAGACGAUCUCGAGGGAUCUUAACCCUCAAUGGGAUGAGAAGCUCGACUUCGCCGUGCAUAAUGCGGAAGCCAUGGAUGUCGAGGUUCUGGAAAUUAAUGUUUAUAAUGAUAAGAAGGCUGCAAAACGGUCUAAUUUUCUUGGAAAGGUGAAGAUUGGUGGUGCGGCAUUCGCCAAAUUAGGGGAGGAGAGUUUAAUUUAUUAUCCGUUGGAGAAGCGGAGUGUUUUUUCGCAGAUUAAAGGCGAGAUUGGGCUUAAGGUUUGGUAUGAGGAUCCGCCGGCGCCGCCUGUAGAGGAGGAGAAGAAGGCGGAAGACGGGGAUAAAAAGGAGGAGAAGGUGGAUGAGGAAGAGAACAAAACGGAGGUGGAGGAGGAGAAAAAAGACCAGGAGGCUAAAACUGUAGAGGAGAAGGAGAAGAAGGUGGAGGUUAAGGAGGAGGAGAAGCCACCGGAGGAAAAUCCACCACCGGAAGUUAAAGAGGAGGCUCCUUCUCCGCCAGAUACGGCGGUGGAAGUUGUUAAUCCGCCGGUUGCCGAAAAUGUAAAGCUGGAGGGUAAUAAUGAGAGGAAGAAUCAGGAAGUUUCUGUAACAAAUGCUACUCUUAUUAGUGGUAGUACUACUACUAGAGGAGCUGAUUUGGAGCUGCGGUCUAUUUCCGGGUCGGACCGGAGGCAUGGAACCGGGUAUGAUUUAGUAGACCGGAUGCCGUUUCUGUAUGUUCGAGUUGUGAAAGCGAAACGGUCCAAACCAGAUGCGGAUUCAUCAAGUUUUGCCAAGUUGGUGAUUGGUACUCACAGCAUUAAAACGACGACGGAGAAGAAUGAGAAGGAUUGGGAUCAGGUGUUUGCGUUUGACAAGGAAGGGUUGAAUUCGAGUUCACUUGAAGUGUCAGUUUGGGCAGAGAAAAAGGAAGAAUCAGAGGGUGCAAAAAUUGAGGAGAAACGUGUUGGAACGGUGUCGUUUGAUUUGCAGGAGGUACCGAAACGGGUGCCCCCGGAUAGUCCUUUGGCGCCGCAAUGGUAUACUCUAGAAGGUUCCGAUGGUGGGAGUAUUGAUGUCAUGGUGGCGGUUUGGGUCGGAACCCAAGCCGACGAGGCGUUCCAGGAGGCUUGGCAGUCGGAUUCGGGUGGGUUGAUUCCGGAAACCCGAGCAAAAGUUUACUUGUCUCCAAAGCUGUGGUACUUGCGUGUAACGGUUAUCCAAACCCAAGAUUUGCAGUUAGGUUCGGGAUCUUCCGAACCAAAAAGUCGAACGCCUGAUCUCUAUGUAAAGGCUCAGCUUGGUGGUCAGCUUUUUAAAACGGGUCGGAUGACAUUGGGGUCCACAAAUCCUACGUGGAAUGAAGACUUGGUGUUUGUGGCUGCGGAGCCGUUUGAUCCUUUCUUGGUGGUGACGGUUGAUGAUGUUACAAGUGGACAAUCUGUCGGGUUCGCGAAGGUACACGUGGCAAGUGUAGAGCGGAGGACGGAUGAUCGUGCCCAGCCUAAGUCAAGAUGGUUCAAUUUGGUUGGGGAGGAUGAGAAGAGCAAGCCUUACGCUGGGAGGAUACACCUCCGCACCUGUAUUGAAGGAGGGUAUCACGUGCUUGACGAAGCAGCUCACGUGACUAGCGAUGUCCGAGCCUCAGCGAAGCAACUUGCCAAACCUCCUAUUGGGUUUCUUGAGGUUGGUAUACGAGGAGCCAACAAUUUAUUGCCCGUCAAGACCAAAGACGGGACCCGUGGUACUACGGAUGCUUACGUGGUAGCUAAAUACGGGCCAAAGUGGGUUCGUACUCGAACCAUACUUGACCGGUUCAACCCUCGUUGGAACGAGCAAUAUACAUGGGAUGUGUAUGACCCAUGUACAGUUCUAACCAUUGGGGUGUUUGACAAUGGGCGAUACAAUAAGGAUGAUGCUAGUAAACCCGGGAAGGAUAUCCGGAUUGGGAAGCUAAGAUUGCGUUUAUCAGCUCUUGAUGCAAAUCGGGUUUACUUGAACACAUACCCGCUUACCGUAUUGCUCCCAGGCGGGGCAAGAAGAAUGGGUGAGCUAGAAAUAAGUGUGAGGUUCACAUGUUCAUCUUGGAUCAGCCUUCUUCAAGCAUACUCAAGUCCAAUGCUGCCAAGAAUGCAUUAUGUAUGUCCAUUAGGCAGAGCCCAACAAGACAUCUUGCGCCACACAGCAAUGAGGAUCGUGACCGCUAGGCUAGCUCGAUCUGAACCACCUUUGGGCCUUGAAGUGGUCCAAUACAUGCUUGAUUCAGACACACACAUUUGGAGCAUGAGAAAGAGCAAGGUUAAUUGGUUUAGAGUGGUCAGUGGGCUAUCCAAAUUAGCCACUUUGGCUAGGUGGCUUAAUGGGAUUCGAACAUGGGCGCACCCACCAACAACCAUCCUAGUCCACAUUGUACUCAUAGCUAUAGUCUUAUGCCCACACCUUGUGCUACCCACUUUCUUCAUGUAUGCUUUCCUAAUCCUAGCUUUCCGGAUUAGGUACCGUGCGAAGGUCCCUUUUAGCAUGGACCCUCGCAUAUCUUGCGUGGAUGUAGUCAGCAACGACGAGCUAGAUGAGGAGUUCGAUGGGCUGCCUACCACACGAUCAACCGAUGUAGUCCGGAUACGAUACGAUAGGCUAAGAGCCUUGGCAGGAAGGGCCCAAUCAUUUUUGGGAGACAUGGCAGCCCAAUGGGAGAGAGUGGAGGCCUUGUACAACUGGAGGGAUCCAAGAGCCACAGGGUUGUUUUUGGUAUUUUGCUUGAUCGCGUCGUUAGCAUUCUAUGUGGUACCAUUUAAGGCGUUUGUGUUGGGUACAACAUUCUACUACUUAAGACAUCCAAAGUUUAGGGAUGACAUGCCAUCGGUUCCUGCCAACUUUUUCCGGCGUCUACCCUCACUUUCCGACCAGAUUAUCUGAAUAUUGUACCGGGGCGGGGGGUUGAACGGUAUUCUGUCAAGGGUAGUGCACUUCCCUGGUGUAUUAGAUAAUGUUGCUUCAUACUUUUUGUUAUCUUAAUGAAGGAUGUACCACUUUAUUUUUAUUCUUUUAAACAAGACUUCUGUAUACUCCAUACCCUUUAUUUUAUUUUAUUUUAUUUUUUGAAUACUGAAAUACACAGCAUUUAAUUUGUAAAUUAAAUGGGGAAAAGAUUUAAGGAAAUUUAAUUUGGCGGCA
Spinacia oleracea (spinach) is the source of this 4649-nucleotide messenger RNA. RefSeq names its product multiple C2 domain and transmembrane region protein 14. The coding region runs from base 1128 to 4391 and encodes 1087 amino acids. The record is from RefSeq and is a predicted model, not a curated record. The transcript has a single exon. NCBI's taxonomy places the organism in Eukaryota, Viridiplantae, Streptophyta, Magnoliopsida, Caryophyllales, Amaranthaceae.